AGCUUCCUGAUUUCUGAAGUCUGAGUGAUUUCCUCUGUGUGCGGAGAGGAAAGAGCCUUCUGCACUCACAGCCGAAGGGAAAGCAGCAGGUUGGGGCUUCUUGUGGCCAACUUCAGAGCCUGUUACCAGGAAAGGUAAGCAUGGGAGGAAGGAAGAUGGCGAGAGAUGAAGAAAAUAUCUAUGGUUUAGAAGAGAACACUUGGUCCCGGCAGCAGCCCACGCUGAGGCUCAUCCUUGUUGGGAGAACAGGGGCCGGAAAGAGCGCCACUGGGAACAGCAUCCUAGGCCAGAAACGGUUCCUCUCCAGGCUGGGGGCCACGUCUGUGACCAGGGCCUGCACCACGGCCAGCCGCUGGUGGAACAAGUGCCACGUGGAAGUCGUGGACACUCCGGACAUUUUCAGCUCCGAAGUGUCUAAGACAGACACCGGCUGUGACGAGAGAGGUCGCUGCUACCUGCUCUCGGCCCCGGGGCCCCACGCGCUGCUGCUGGUGACCCAGCUGGGCCGCUUCACCGCCCAGGACCAGCAAGCGGUGAGGAAGGUGAGGGACAUGUUCGGGGAGGACGUCCUGAAAUGGACGGUCAUCGUCUUCACCAGGAAGGAGGACCUGGCGGGGGGCUCCCUGCAAGAUUACGUGCGCAGCACAGAGAACCGGGCCUUGCGCGAGCUGGUGGCCGAGUGCGGGGGCCGGGUCUGUGCCUUUGACAACCGGGCCACCGGCCGGGAGCAGGAAGCCCAGGCGGAGCAGCUGCUGGGGCUGGUGAAGGGCCUGGUGCGGGAGCACGAGGGCGCCCACUACUCCAACGAGGUGUACGAGAUGGCGCAUCUCCUGCGCUGGGCAGGCCCGGAGGAGCGGCUCCGGAGGGUGUCGGAGGGCUUGGCCGCCCGCAUGCGGAGGAGGCCUUGGGGCGUCUGGCUGCGGGCCGGACUGUGGGCGUGGCCGAAGCCGCCCUGGAGCUGGAGGCUGGGCCUGGCCCUGCUGCUGGGCGGCGCGCUCCUCUUCUGCGUGCUGCUCCACAGGCGCUGGUCGGCGGUCUUUGCGGAGGUCGGACCUGACUGACACUGCAGGUCCUAAAACUGAAGGCAACUUGGUCAAGAGAGGCUGAAUUCUUGGAGCUGAAGGGACAACUUUAUUCCAACGGAAGGAAUCCUGUAGUUUCAGGCACAGUUUUAAUGACACAGAAAACUUUGAAUGCUGCAUCAUCUUUGCAACUUUGCCAAGAGUCAGAGUCCACUUUUUAAGUUUUUAACUCAUUUUAAAUGAUGUGUAUGCAGAGUUUUAAAUUUCUCUAACAAUAA
Molecule: messenger RNA, 1300 nt
Organism: Rhinopithecus roxellana (golden snub-nosed monkey)
Lineage: Eukaryota; Metazoa; Chordata; Mammalia; Primates; Cercopithecidae
Gene: GIMAP1
Product: GTPase, IMAP family member 1
Exons: 3
Coding region: 141-1061 (306 amino acids)
Cellular component (GO): endoplasmic reticulum
Molecular function (GO): GTP binding
Source: RefSeq, a predicted model, not a curated record